Pseudonaja textilis is the source of this 912-nucleotide messenger RNA. Lineage: Eukaryota; Metazoa; Chordata; Lepidosauria; Squamata; Elapidae. The record is from RefSeq and is a predicted model, not a curated record.
GAUGUAGAGUACUUCGGAACACGCAGUAGGCCCCAAAGGAUCCAAGAGGGAGGAAAGGAAUAUCAAUGCUCUGAUUGUGAAAAAUCCUUCAAAACAAAUGGACAACUGCAAAGGCAUCUAAGCGUCCACUCAGGACAGAAAACACAUAAAUGCCCGGAGUGUGGAAAGAACCUCAAUGAUGAGAGCAGCCCUUGCAAACAUGAAACAAUCCAGCCUGGAGACAAACCAAAUAAAUGCCUGGAGUGUGGAAAGAGCUUCACUCAGAGGAGAAGCCUUUAUACACAUCAAAGGAUCCACACAGGGGAGAAAUGUUAUAAGUGCCCAGAGUGUGGAAAGAGCUUCAGACAGUUGGGAACCCUUUGUAGACAUCAAAAGAUCCACUGGAGAGAGAAACUGAAUAAAUGCCUGGAGGGUGGAGGAUCCAUUGAAAGACCCGGGAUUCCGCAAAGGAUCCCGGAGGGAGGAAAAGAAUAUCAGUGCCCGGAAUGCGAAAAACGCUUCAAAACAAAUUCACAUCUUCAAAGGCACCUAAGGAUGCACUCAGGACAGAAACCUCACAAAUGCCUGGAGUGUGGAAAGAGAUUCAGAGAGAAACGUUACAAAUGUCUGGAGUGUGGAAAGAGCUUCAAUAUGAGUGGAAACCUACAUAGACAUCAAAAGGUCCAUUUGAAUAAAUGCCUGGAGGGCAGAAGAGUCCUUCGGAAGACCCAGAAGACCCCGAAGGAUCCAGGAGGGAGGAAAGAAUAUCAGUGCCCGGAAUGUGAAAAUCUUUUCAAAACAAAUGGAAAUCUUAAAAUACAUCUAAGCAUCCACUCAAGAGAUCAAUCAUUUAAAUGCAAGGAGUGUGGAAAAAGCUUCAAUCAUAGGAGUAGCUUUGAUACACACUAUGAUGCCAGUCUCUUAUGUCCAUGA